CGACCACCGGCAGCUGUUGGAUAUAAAUGGCGGUAGGGGCAGGCGCGCUUGCGACACGGACAACUUAACUCCAAACGCAGAAUUUCUUUUCAGUGUUAGUUCAACAUUUUUUUUCAGUUUAAGCUGCCUUCAAAAUGUCAGAAACUGCGAGUAGUGACGCACCUCAGAAUGAAAGCAAUGCCCUUGCUUUUCGAUCCCAAAAAGAAAUGUUUGAGAAGAUGGAGGAGACAUUCAAGAUAUGUGCAGCCUGUGACAGAAAAGCGUCUCAGAUGUCAGAUCCAAAGGCACUUAAACGCUGUGCCAGGUGUCUGAAUGUGUAUUACUGCUGCAAGGAGUGCCAGAAGAAGCACUGGCCCGAGCAUAAGAAGCUGUGCCGGACCCUGGGACACGCGGCCAUAGACAGACGAGUGGAGUGGCUUAUCUACCAAGGCGAUCUUCCAUUCCCCACACAAGCAUGGACUAGUCCUGCUGCGGAGAUCAACAACUGGGACGACUGGCUGGCCAUGCAGGGAGAUCUGGCGCCCCGACUGGAGCCCGUCCUGUCUGGGAAGAACAUGAAAGACCUCUGGGGCAACGCUGGCCGCUCUCGCCCAUCCGAAGCUGACCUGAAAGAGUCCGUGUGGCGCGUGAGUAGCGAGUUCCUCUGUCGACCGUUGACAAUCGGUUGGGCCAUCAAAUACUUCAAGCUGGACCCCUAUGCAAAACCCCUCACCAUUCAUGUGGUGGGGGCCGGAAACAGCGAGACCCUGGGGGCCCGGGUGACGGACAUGGACGAGCUGAGCAACAUGUUCCCCGGGCACCAAGGCAUAGAGGUGGUGAUGGUGGGGCCGGAGGUGAUUCAGGGGAAGGCUAUUCGCCCACCGCUCAUGCAGUUUGGACCCAGGGGGAAGAGUUACAUCAGCGGCUACAAGGGCCUCUAUCAUCAGUUCUGGGAGCAUGUGGUGGAGAAAGGAGAAGCGGCUAAACCAGACCUUGUGGUCGCAUUUCAUCCAGGGGCAGAAAACUAUAGUUUGGAUGCGAACGAUGUGGACAAAGUGGAGCAGGGCUGGCUACCAACUCUGCUGCUGCUGCGAGACUACAAUCUGCCCACCAUUUUCACAGAGACAAAUGAGACGCAGCUGCAGUACACCAUUCAGAUCCUGCUGGAGCUGGAGAUGCACAUCAAGGCUUCGGGCGUGAACCCCUUCAGGUCUCUGAAGCCGGAGCAGGUGCAGACCUCCCCCAACAAGCCCCCACUCUACUGGAGCAGUCACUUCGUCUGCUUCCAGGGCCUGCUGGAGAGGCUGGAGGAGGGCGAAGAAGACUAGACUCGCACACACGGUUGUAUGUUUAACAGGGUUCCCACUGAGCAUGGAAAUCCUGGAAUAUCAUGGAAAUUCAAUAGAGGUUUUUUUUUCGAGUCAUGGAAAGCCAAGGAAUUAGGUCAUUUUGCCUGUACAGUCAGAGAAUAUCAUGGAAAUUUGUCAAAAGUAUAGUAUAAUAUCGCUACUGUACUGACAAUGUAUGCUGGUUUACUUGCCGCUCUAAAAUUGUGCAACAUUCUAGAAUGCAAAAAUAUUAAAGGGAGAUGGCUGAAAAUGGAAAUUUGAAAGACUGGCAAUCAUAAAUUGACCCCUUUUAAAAAAUCUGAUCAAGAUGUUGGGUAUUUCCUGUUAUGAGAGGCCAUGGAAAUUCUACUUUAUUGUCAGGGAAAGUCAUGGAAAAGUUGUGGAAUUUUAAAUCUGACUUGGAGUGGGAACCCUGGUUUAAAUCAGGUUUUUUCAACAUUGGGUUCGGGACCUCACAUAGGUCCCCUGGAGUUCAAGUCGCCUGAAAUGUCUAGACGAGACAUCUAAACAUGGUAGUUUGCAGUCACAAUUUGUCCAAUUCAGUGCAAGCAACUGUGAGCCAUUGCGUUGUGGUGAACAGUAGGCCUAUAUGUCAACUUUAAAUGCAUAAUAUUCUGUCAAAAAAAACAAAAAAAACAAUUUGAGAUAUCCAGAUGGGGUUGUGGGCCAAAAAAGGUUAGGAAUCUUGUGUGCGUGCGUGUGUAUGUGUGUGUGUGUGUGUGUGUGUGUGUGUGUGUGUGUGUGUGUGUGUGUGUUUGUGAGGAGAAGGUGGAAGAGGACUACAAAGUACACUCAGACACAAAGCUGCAUAAUGUAAAAGUAGAGGUAAACUGAUUAUAUAUGUGAGUCGUAGGCGGCUCUAGAAGAGGGGCCAGGGUGGGCCAGUACAACAUCCAUGCAAUUGAACUCUUAUUAUUUAUUUAUUACUCUCUUAACUUGUGAUGAAAAUCAAUGAAAAGCUAAAUAAACAUGUAUCAAAUAGAUUAUUGACAUCAUUUUGUCCCCUAACAUACACAUUGGCCUCACCUUGGCCACAAUAGUAAUUUUAGGCCUAGAAAUGCCACAGCUGUGUGCACAAGAUUCUGCACAUGACAUGACACUAGUUUGUAGUUGUUACAUCAGUUAUUCCAUUGUACCUAAGGGCUUUUCAUUUUCUUUUACACCUCUCUGCUCAGACCACAGUAUUAAAGUACUGUCUACGUGUGUGCG
Messenger RNA from Engraulis encrasicolus (European anchovy), 2537 nucleotides. Its product is annotated as putative protein MSS51 homolog, mitochondrial. Lineage: Eukaryota; Metazoa; Chordata; Actinopteri; Clupeiformes; Engraulidae. Bases 135 to 1307 code for a protein of 390 amino acids. The transcript is spliced from 6 exons. The record is from RefSeq and is a predicted model, not a curated record.